This is a messenger RNA of Sorex fumeus (smoky shrew), 1622 nucleotides long. It is a transcript of the gene ZNF165, whose product is annotated as zinc finger protein 165. Gene Ontology annotation, molecular function: RNA polymerase II cis-regulatory region sequence-specific DNA binding; DNA-binding transcription factor activity, RNA polymerase II-specific. The coding region runs from base 142 to 1584 and encodes 480 amino acids. The record is from RefSeq and is a predicted model, not a curated record. The transcript is spliced from 4 exons. Lineage: Eukaryota; Metazoa; Chordata; Mammalia; Eulipotyphla; Soricidae. Gene Ontology annotation, biological process: regulation of transcription by RNA polymerase II.
GAAGGCUUGAAAGCCUGCCUGGCCGUCCGCGACCGGAAGUGUCCGGUCGGAACCAGCCCUGCGGGAGAGAAAGCUCUUGAAACUAAAUAAGACCCUUCACAAAACAGAAGUGGAGUUUUUGAUUAUAUAUAAUACCCUAAGAUGACCACAGAAUCGGUGGCUCAAAACCUUCAGGAAGAUGAAGGAUUUAUCAUCGUAAAGAUCGAAGAGGAAGAUUUUAUCUGGAGGCAGGAAACGUGCUUUCUGAAAAGUGAUCCCCUGAGACAGGAGCUUUGCCGGCAGCUUUUUCGGCAGUUCUGCUACCAGGAUUCCCCUGGGCCGCGCGAGGUCCUGAGCCGCCUCAGGGAGCUCUGCCGCCAGUGGCUGAAGCCGGAGACCCACACCAAGGAGCAGAUGCUGGAACUGCUGGUCCUGGAGCAGUUCCUGACCAUCCUGCCCGGGAACCUGCAGGCCUGGGUCCGUGAGCAUUACCCAAAGAGUGGAGAGGAGGCCGUGACCAUCGUGGAAGACUUGGAGAAAGGCGCGCAUGAAGUUGUACUCCAGGUUCCAGUACAUGGAUAUGGACAGGAAAUAUUCAAGAAAAAGGCAGUGCCUCCUGGACCAGGACUUAAUGCCCAGUUUCAGCCAGUGGACACAAAGAUCCUUCAUGGUUCUUCGGAAACCCUGCUCCUUCUAGACUGUGAUCAUGAGAGUGAAAACACUGGAUCCCUGCCAAAACUAGACAUUUAUGAAAAAAUAGAAUCACAGGGAAUUGUGUCAGGAAGAAUCUCGGGAUUCAAAUCAGAAGGAUCUGCUGAACCUCAAGACAUCUGCAAGUCUGCGAGCAAAAUUAAGAAGUCCUGGGGGGAAGGAGCAGGGGAGACUCGGAAAACAUCUGCUCAGGAUGGAGGUUACAGUAAAAUCCUUACCCACAAAAAUACACUUACAGCUGACAUAAGUCAUGAAGGAUGUGAGAGAAGCUUCGCUCUCAGCUCAAAUGAAUUUACACCCCAGAACUCUUAUAAACACAGUGCUUAUGACCAAAGUUUCAAAUGGAAUUCAAAUUUUAUUAAGCAUCAAAAAACUUACGCUGGAGAAAACAUUUAUCAAUAUGGAAAAUCUCUCAAGAACCCAAACCUCAUUAAACAUACGACUAUUUUCAGUGGCGAGAAAUCCCAUCAAUGCAGGGAAUGUGGGAAGGCUUUCCGACACAGCUCAAAACUUACUAGGCAUCAGCGAAUCCACACUGGAGAGAGACCCUAUGAAUGUACUGAGUGUGGGAAGGGCUUUGGCGGGAGCUCAGAUCUCAUUAGACAUCAGAGAGUUCACACUGGAGAAAGACCCUUUAAAUGCAAAGAGUGUGGCAGAGCAUUUAGCCUGAACUCACACCUUAUCCUGCAUCAAAGAAUACACACCAGAGAGAAACCCUAUGAAUGUAGUGAAUGUGGAAAAACCUUCCGAGUUAGCUCACACCUGAUUCGGCACCUGAGAGUCCACACCGGAGAGAAACCUUAUCAGUGCAGUGAGUGUGGAAGAGCUUUCAGUCAGAGCUCACACCUUAGUCAACAUCAGAGAAUUCACAAGCGGGAAAACCUACUGAUGUAAGAGCAAAAUGUGAAAACGCUGAAUUAAAAAAAUAACUG